This is a messenger RNA of Anopheles coustani, 1918 nucleotides long. RefSeq names its product stabilizer of axonemal microtubules 1. Gene Ontology annotation, molecular function: microtubule binding. Bases 1 to 1716 code for a protein of 571 amino acids. The transcript is spliced from 7 exons. The record is from RefSeq and is a predicted model, not a curated record. Gene Ontology annotation, biological process: microtubule anchoring. Gene Ontology annotation, cellular component: centriole; axonemal microtubule; cytoskeleton. NCBI's taxonomy places the organism in Eukaryota, Metazoa, Arthropoda, Insecta, Diptera, Culicidae.
AUGGAGUGUGACGGUGUUGGAGCUGCUCAACAAUCCCUUGUGGAGGAUACUACCGCCUGCUAUGAUGAGGGUGUGCCAUUAGCACCACAAGUGCCUUGCAGCCCGAUAAUCCAAGGGGAGCCAGAGCCGGAUCAGUGUGACGAAUUGUGUGUUGAUCAGCAGAACUGUUCCCAGCCCUGCGUGGAACCUGGUCCAACCGUAAUUGAUCAGCGCACCGCCGAGAUGCCUCAGUGUUGCAAUUGCGCUUGUGGAAGGCCCGGCUGUGUGCCCACGAAGCGGGUACGCUACGUUCAGCCACCGAAACGUGAAUCCUGUAAACCGAUAGCAACGUACAAAGCCCCGGAGGUGCAAUUCGGUGGAGAUUCGGUGUACAAGACAUCGUACAACCCAGAUCCACAACUCGUCAUCAACGCUCGACCGCUGCCGAUCAAACCCCAGUCUCACCUUGUACCAAAUCCAGGAUGUGUGGAAAACACAACGGUCACUGCGAUGUCGUACCCCGGGUACAACAAUAUCGAGCGAGCGCAACCGAUUGUACCAGUUGGAAACCAGCUGAUACAAUCGGGACCGUUGCAGGAAGUCACCACGAAUCGGCACGACUAUGUAGCCAAAACGACUCCGAAACGGUACAAAAUUGUGCCCGCCGGUCACAUGCACGUGCACAGUGCGCCCUUCGAGAAGCAAACCGUCAACAAGCUCUCGUACAGCUGCCCCAAUAUGGCCAGUUUUGAACCGGCUCGAUCCUGUAAACCGCUGCGCGAGUACGAACGUCCGGAGAUUCCUAUGCAAUCGGAUACGACGACCAAGCUAAGCUAUGGACCAAUCUGUCCUCCGCCGAAGGAGGACGUCCCGUGGGCUCGGCGCGCCUGCUAUCAGCCACCAAACGUUGCAAUGGACAACGAGACGACGUACAAGAAGAGCUACAUAUCGAGCCAUUGUGCGAACGAGCGUGCCAAGAUGGUGUUGCCAUACAAUAACUUAGCUGUACCUGCCGGUUCGGGCUUCGAAUCGAAGACAGUCUACAAGGAUAGUUACCACAGUGCACCCUGUGGCGAGCGGCCGCCGGCCAUACGACCGGUCGUGCAGCUGCGGGUGCCCAACACGAAGCUCGAGGACGAUACGGUUUACAAGACUUCGUUCGCCACCCAUUGCCAUGCUGAACGCCCUGCCCCAAUUCUUCCCCGGCCAGCGCCGUUAAUUGGGGAUGGACCGAUGCAGGAAAUGACCACACAGCGGCAUGACUUCGUCUGCAAGGGCCACGCCAAACGGGAACCAAUCGUUCCGCAGGGAUCACUUGCCAUUCCCACCGGGCGGUUGGAAAGUGCCACCUCGAACCGAUUAUCGUUUCCAGCGAACAAAGAAAACGUGGUUCCGACAAAGUCUUGUAAACCGGUACGAGUAUAUAAGAGACCGGAAGAACCUAUGGAAAGUGAUACGACGCAAAAGCUCAGCUAUAUGCCCGUCUGUCCACCACCGAAAGAACACUAUCCUUGGGCUCAACGUGUGCGCUUCCAGGCACCGAACCAACCGAUGGAGUCGGACACCGUGCAAAAGCUUAGUUAUCCUCCCCCAGGCCAGUAUAUCGAGGAAACUGGUCCUUCUGACGGCGGUUUGGCAUGCUGCCAGUCGUGUAAUCCGGCGGCGAUGAACUGUUGCGGUAAUAUGGACACAUCCUGCUCGGGGGUGAGCUACCCAAGGGCCGGCAUAGUGAAAUAAAUGUUCCUCCAGCGCCCGUUGCUCCACCGGGCAGGUGGAAGGGCAUAUUAUUAAUGUUUACACCAUAAAGCAAGAAGCUGAACCAAAUUUUAAGUUGUGACUAAGUUAAAAACAAAUUUGUAUAAAUAUUUCCUCCGACCGUGUUGUAUGAAUGAAAGGACCAGCCUUAGAGAAAGUUUAGUUUAUUGUUGUUGUGUUGUAU